Molecule: messenger RNA, 1155 nt
Organism: Schizosaccharomyces osmophilus
Lineage: Eukaryota; Fungi; Ascomycota; Schizosaccharomycetes; Schizosaccharomycetales; Schizosaccharomycetaceae
Gene: lag1
Product: sphingosine N-acyltransferase Lag1
Exons: 1
Coding region: 1-1155 (384 amino acids)
Biological process (GO): ceramide biosynthetic process
Cellular component (GO): membrane
Molecular function (GO): sphingosine N-acyltransferase activity
Source: RefSeq, a predicted model, not a curated record
AUGACCAAAAAAGCUUCGAAAGGAAAACAACAUAAGCCUACUCGUACAAAGACUACUGGCCAGGAUUCUAUUAAAGAUCUUGUUCACAUAGGUGACGACAGUACUUUUUUUAGAUGCUCUUUAGAAGAUCGGAGAAAUUUCGUAGCAAGAGAUGGCAAAAAAUUAGUACAAGCUCCUUUAUUUCUUGUUUUAUGGCAAAAAGAAAUCACCUUAGCUCUUAUUUCGUUAAGCAUCUUUUUUUAUUAUUUACCGUCGACAAGGCCCUAUGCUGAACCAUUUGUGGUUUUGUCCUAUAAAGAAUCGUCGGGCGUUUACGGAAAAGGCCCCAAAGAUCUUCUUUUUUCUUUAUUUUGGGUAGUUAUUUUUACUGCUAUCAGAAGCGUUGUUAUGGAUUAUUGCUUUCGCCCUUUCAUUUUGUUCUACGGAAUCCGGAAACGAAAAAUUGUUAUUCGAUUCUGUGAGCAAGGGUAUUGCUUCUUGUAUUACCUCGUCUUUUGGGUACUUGGGUGUUACAUCUAUCGUACUAGUGGAUAUUGGGGUCACGAAGAACAACUUUUUGAACACUAUCCCCAGUAUUAUAUGUCUAAGCUUUUCAAAUUCUAUUACCUUGUUCAGUUUGGAUUUUGGUUACAGCAAUUGUAUGUCCUUCACGUGGAACAACGCCGCGCUGAUCAUUGGCAAAUGUUUGCACAUCAUAUUGUCACAUGUUCUUUAAUUAGUUUGAGCUAUUGCUUUAAUUUCCUUCGAGUUGGUAAUGCCAUUUUAUACAUUUUCGAUUUAUCAGACUACAUUCUAUCAGGCUCUAAAAUGAUAAAAUACCUCGGGUGUGGUAAAAUCUGUGAUUAUUUAUUUGGUCUCUUUAUGGCAAGUUGGAUAUAUUCAAGACAUUAUCUUUUUUACAGAAUCCUUAAAGUCGUGGUAAUAUCCGCUCCUAGGAUUAUAGGCGGAUUCCAUGUGGACCUUUCGAAAGGUUAUAUAUUUAAUGAGAAAGUAUACUACGCUUUCAUUUUUCUUCUUUUCUCUUUGCAGAUUUUAAUUUACAUUUGGUUUGGCAUGAUUGUCAAAGUCGCAUAUCGUGUUUUUUCCGGUGAAGGUGCUGUUGAUAGUCGGUCUGACAAUGAGGAAGAGGCAGAUGAAGAUUCUAAAAAGAAAUAA